CGCCUGUUCCGUGGGUUUUAAAAAGCGUGUAAGAAGGACCUCUUCAGAUGCACUCGCUGCCCAUCGUGCCAGCAAUGUGGAAGCUGCUGUGCCUGACGAUCCUGGUGUGCGCGGUGUCCGGGGGACCCCAGGUCCGCAGACAGGCUGGUUAUUUUCCUAUCCAGGGACCCAGUCUUCAGGUGCUACGCCAAGCCAGUCUUCCCAUCCUCCAAGACGCCAUCAAAGUCGCCGGAGAAAGUCUCGUCUCUGCCGCCGAACAGGUGAAUACAACAAAGCCAGACUGCAUCACCAUCAUAGAGAGCCAGAUCGGAGGUGCAUGCAAGGCAUGUGUGGAGUCACGAUGUAAGAGUAAAGCAGACAGCUGUGCUCCGAACCUGUGGGAAGCCAUCGCCCAGAAGGUAGAGGAGUUUUUCACAGAUAAGAUUCCAGAGUUGUUCAACUCAGCUGUGGAUGCUGUCCUUGAUGCUCCCGAUGCCAUCAUUGAUGCCCUUCACCUGAACGAAUUGGAUGACUUCAUACUUGACAUUGGGACUGAGCUUCUGAACACUGUCUUGGAUGUUGGCAAUGUGUUUGCGAACAUUGGUGAUGAGGCGCUAGAUACACUUGGCAACCUUGGGACCAGCAUUUGGGAUGGCAUAGAGGAUGUAGGUGGCUUCCUGGGAGAUACAGUCCUGGAUGUAGGUAACUUCCUGGUGGAUGGCAUUGGAGACAUUGGAAACAUUGCUGUCGACCUGGGAGACUCCAUAGUGGGAGCCAUUGGGGACCUUGGAGAUCUCUUUGGUGGCCUGUUGGGCAAGAAGAAGAGGGAUGUUGUUUUGGCAUAUUACGUGAAGCGCCAAGUGAGACGCCGACGUGAGGCCCAAAGUCAAGUGCGUAGUGAGCCAUCUUGUUCUCAGCUGCAGAAUGAAGGAGGCAGUGCCUGUAUGGGCUUCAUGUCAUCCUGUGGUAGCAUCUGUGACUCCACAUGGCUGCAGCAGCAAUACUGUACCACAUUCAACACGGCUCUAAAUGUGUACCAAGCAGCUCUUCAGGACCACUACUGGGUCACCACGAUCCCUGCUCAGAAUCAGGACUUUGUCAUAGACCAGCUGAUGGUGGAUGGAACCUCCAUGGACUUCACCACUGGAGCUUACAGCCGUGUUGACGUGACAGUUACAAUGUUCGGGGAGACCUACACCUUCCCCUUGGACAACAGCCUCAGCCCGUUUAACCUGGCCCCUGCUGGACCAGAGAUAGCCCAGAAAGCACUUGACCACUACAAGGCUAACCACCCUCCUCCUUCCACUAAGGUGUACGCAUAUUCACACAGUUAGUCGAGGUGCAGGAUCUUGUGCUCCUGCAAAUAAAGCUUCACCUUCAAGGGUUCUGUCAUACAUUCAA
Branchiostoma floridae (Florida lancelet) is the source of this 1380-nucleotide messenger RNA. RefSeq lists its product as uncharacterized. The record is from RefSeq and is a predicted model, not a curated record. Lineage: Eukaryota; Metazoa; Chordata; Leptocardii; Amphioxiformes; Branchiostomatidae. Bases 48 to 1313 code for a protein of 421 amino acids. The transcript is spliced from 8 exons.